AUGCCUCCGAAACCCGCAGUCCGUGGCGAGUACAUUGAAACUGAAACCGGCAACAAAAUCAGUCGAAAAGCCAGUGUCCUCGGUCCACGACAUAUAAUAUUGGCCGGCAAAUGUGUGAUACAGAACGAUGUCGUGAUUCGCGGUGACCUGGUGCGUCCUGCGCAGCCUAAACCUCCUCCCCAGCAAGGCGAACAGAAGUCUGCCACGCCCGACCAAACGUCGAUACACCUCGGUCGUUACGUUUUCAUCAGCCCGGGCUGUACACUGCAUCCUCCGUCGCGCCUCACCACGGUCGCGAACCCCAAUGGCGGCGAGCCACAGCAGAUCAUGACUUACUUCAUGCUGAGGAUCUCCGACUAUGUCUACAUUGGCCCGAACACGCACGUCAGAGCGGCGGAGAUUAAGAGCAAUGUCUACAUUGGCGCUAACUGCACCGUUGGAAAUAUGGUCAUUAUCAAAGAUAAUGUCAAGAUCCUCGAUGGGACCGUGCUUCCUGCAAACACGGUGUGGGCUGGUGGCACCAUCAUUGCAGGGAGGCCUGGGCGUGUUGUCGGAGAGAUUGGUGAAGGUUGGGCCGCUAAUGGGACUAGUGGCUCGACUAUGGACGAAGGCGUGGGUGUCAGAAGCAGAGAGAGAUGGGCAGCCGUUGGAAACAAGCGAUGA
Messenger RNA from Capronia coronata CBS 617.96, 663 nucleotides. RefSeq lists its product as uncharacterized. Lineage: Eukaryota; Fungi; Ascomycota; Eurotiomycetes; Chaetothyriales; Herpotrichiellaceae. The coding region runs from base 1 to 663 and encodes 220 amino acids. The record is from RefSeq and is a predicted model, not a curated record. The transcript is spliced from 2 exons.